AUGUAUAUGCAAAACCGCACACGUCGACCCUUCAGAGAAAUGGAAAUUAAAAAAAAUGAUUACAAUAGGAAUAUUCAUGUAAAAGGACGUCCUAUUGUUGACAGAAAGGUAUGUUGCCUUGCUGUAAUAACUUUGACUGCAUUCGUGCUAGCAUUAGGAAUAAUAUCGCCAUUGUCGUCAUGGUAUUGGAAGGAUAUGUUGUUUAAUAAAGAAAAUGGGGAAACAAUGAAACCCUUAUGGGACCGUGAGAUGCAUCCUUCACUCCGUGAGCAUCCGUGGAAGACAUCGUACCCUCCACUAAAGUUACAGCAUACACACAGUGAAGAGGAUGAGGAAGAGGAGGCGGUUUUGUCAGCGCUUUCAUUUCUCCUUCCGGCAUCGCAGCGUCGUGUACGUCUGAUGCAGCGGAUUCAAAAGGUGCUGCAAUUUGGCACACGUGUGGCCGGCUCCUUUUCGCCUGGGCACCGAAAAAUGCUGGAAUUUAUCGCCGCGGAGGGUCAAUGGCAACCGCAGUUGACGACACUCUUCAACCCCGCCGUGAUCCCACCGUCGCCGAGGUCGCACUGGCGUUUGGAAUGGGAUAACUUUACAAGCGAAACACCGUUAGGGACGCGGUGGUUUUUUAAUCUCGUCUUCCACUUUGAAGGCGGUCACGCCUUCCGACAACAGAGCUCGAAGGAAACGAAAAAAAAAGAAGCAACGACAGUCAAGCGGCCUCGUCGAUCCUUUGCCGCAGCGGCAGGCGGGCGCAAUGGCGAAGGGAAGGGCAGCAUGGCUGGUGAAAAGCUGCGGCAUGUUGUGUUGGCGGCGCAUUGGGACAGCAAGUACUUUGCCGAGUUUGACUUCCUGGGUGCAUGCGAUUCAGCAGUCUCUGUGGUGUACCUGCUGGAAACCAUGCGGAUGAUUACAGUGCUGUCGGAAACAAGUGAAAUCCUUCAAUCGCUCACUGAAAAUGCGGAGAAAAAGGAUGUUUGCACGCAGUUGCGUCAUGCGCUUUCGCCCGCGUAUCGUAAAAUUUUGCUUUAUUACUACGCCGAUGACGAUGACGUUAUUUGCUGCCUCUCGGGCAACACGACUACGAGAAUGGCAGGAAAUGGAACGGAGGAUGAAAAUGUAUCAAAUUGUGAGGAAAAUUUUGGGGAUGGAAAUGGUGGAGGUGGUGGUGUUGCGUGGCAAAAGCUGCUGCGUCAUGUGAGUCAUCUCCCUGCCAUUACAGUGAUAUUUUUUGAUGGUGAGGAGGCCUUUGUGCGUUGGUAUGGCGAUGACCACACAUAUGGCUCACGACAUCUGGCGCAGCAGUGGAAAAAGAAAAAGAUGCAGCCUGUGGUCACGGAUGCGUACAAUGGGGCCGACACUACUCUCUCAUAUUUUGAUUCGAUUGAUCUUUUUGUGUUGUACGAUCUUAUGGGACCGGCUGAGACAAGGUUUCAUAAUUACUUCCCCGAUCAAAGUGGAAUGGCCUUUGCGUUGCUUGUCGAUGUAGAGGAGGCACAUCGUGUGCGUGCAGAGCGGCUUUCAUGUAUUGUACAGCAAUUUAUGAAGGAAAAGGAGAAUUGUUCGUCCUACCUUCCAGAGAUUUGGUGUCAACACGGGACACCACAUGAGAUGUAUACUUUGAGUGAUGCACCUUGUCUCAUGGGUCCUUUGCGGCCCCACAUCGACAAUGCAGAAAAAUGGUUUCCGUCAAAUGGCGCUUCUCAAGCUCACAGUAUAGGCCUUCGUGUUAGGAACCUAUUUUUUCCCAUGGAGGAGAAACUGGCACAGGGCUCACGGCUCGAUGAUACCUUUGUUAUGGAAGAUGAUCAUAUUCAUUGGAUGGACACACAACGUGUUUUACAUCUUAUUCCAUGGCCAUUCCCGCCAUCAUGGCAUACCGUACGGGAUGAUGGUAGAGAAAUUGAUGAAGGAACUGUCAUGGAUCUUCUCCGAGUUCUUGAAGAAUUUGUUCUUUACCUCGGUGAGGGGUGGAUACAUGGUUGA
Molecule: messenger RNA, 1980 nt
Organism: Trypanosoma cruzi
Lineage: Eukaryota; Euglenozoa; Kinetoplastea; Trypanosomatida; Trypanosomatidae
Product: glutaminyl cyclase, putative
Exons: 1
Coding region: 1-1980 (659 amino acids)
Molecular function (GO): zinc ion binding; glutaminyl-peptide cyclotransferase activity
Source: RefSeq, a predicted model, not a curated record